Vicia villosa (hairy vetch) is the source of this 1272-nucleotide messenger RNA. RefSeq names its product cell wall protein RBR3-like. The transcript is spliced from 6 exons. The record is from RefSeq and is a predicted model, not a curated record. Bases 1 to 1272 code for a protein of 423 amino acids. Lineage: Eukaryota; Viridiplantae; Streptophyta; Magnoliopsida; Fabales; Fabaceae.
AUGGGGUAUGAAGAGGUCAAAGAAAAUGAUGUUAACAUGGAAGAACUAAAGUCAGGACCACCUUAUAUUGCUGUUGCCCGAAAGAGACAAAUCAAGGAAGCCCCUGUACAAAAGGGUUCUGGGACUUCGAGGAAUACCAGGGCGAGUGGGAGUGAUUCUGUCACCACUAGCAAAAAACCUACGAGCUCGAAGCCUCCAGCACAUUCGAAGCGAAAAGCUCCUCCAACAGCCGACUCAGACGAUGAGGAUAAAUCUCCUUCUCGCACCAGACAAAUGAUAAAGAAAAGACAAAAAACCGCUACCCCUUCAGCCAAAGGAAAGGGAUCUGGGACUUCGAAGCUCACCUCUUCGAGUGACAAGGUGUCUUCCGAAGACUCACCCUUGAAGGCCACUAGCACUAUCCCCAUUAUGGAGAGUCAUAACUCCAGUCCAGAAAACAUUCCAACCAAGGAUGAUGCUGGUACCGCUACUUCUGAUCUCAAAGCCUCAAGUGUUUCUCAACACGAAUUUCAUGUGCUUUCUCCCGUUCUCGAAGACAAUCAACCUCUUGCAACCAUCAUUCCGACUGCAUCUGCUAAAGAAAGCCAUUCAAAUGGUGAGUCUCCACCCACUCAUCAAGAUGAAACUAUAGAGGAAAAUCCGCAAUGUUCGAAUAGUGGUAACGCAGCUGGACAACCAACUGGCAGCAAAGACACUAUAUCUGAACAAGAUGUUGCAGAAGAAACUUCCAAACUGGCUACACCUGGUUCUAAUGAAAUUUCGAACCUUGGAACUACGGUCAGUCAUGGGACUACUUCGAAGCAGGUUCCUACGAUGCCUACUCCUUCAAAACUAGAGCAACUCAAGAAGACUGAUCCUGCGAGCUUCCUCAAGACCAUGAUGAGUAUUGAUAAUGCUACGUCUCUUGGAACUUCUUCGACUGUCUUGGCAGUGGAAAUCUCAGAAGUCAUCGUUUUAUUGAGUUCUCUGAUUGAACAACUCCAAUCCAAUAUCCUUCGAAAACGGGAUAUUGACGGACAACUCACAACAAAAAUGACUUCUCACAGUUCUGAAUGGGAAGCUGCUAACGAUGCAACGAAGAAGGUUGAAACCCUUAAGCUUGAGCGUUCGAAGAACCAACGAGAAUAUAAAGAGUGUGAGACCAAUAUCAAAGCGUGGAAAAAAGAAAUUGAGCAACUCGAAGGGAAGAUAAAGGAUGCCCAGUCUCGUCAGGUCGAAAUCCAAAAAACCAAUCAAGACGAAUUAACUGAAGUGGCACAGUCAGGGAUUUGA